AUGUUCCGCAGGUCAAAGAAAGGCGGACACAGAAGGUGGUACCAAUUGGGAGAGGGUGGUACUGCACUUAGUGAGGGUGCUGCACAGAGUGAGGGUGCUGCACAGAGUGAGGGUGCUGCACAGAGUCAGGGUGCUGCACAGAGUCAGGGUGCUGCACAGAGUCAGGGUGCUGCACAGAGUGAGGGUGCUGCACAGAGUGAGGGUGCUGCACAGAGUGAGGGUGCUGCACAGAGUGAGGGCGCUGCACAGAGUGAGGGUGCUGCACAGAGUGAGGGCGCUGCACAGAGUGAGGGUGCUGCACAGAGUGAGGGUGCUGCACAGAGUGAGGGCGCUGCACAGAGUGAGGGUGCUGCACAGAGUGAGGGUGCUGCACAGAGUGAGGGUGCUGCACAGAGUGAGGGUGCUACACAGAGUGAGGGUGCUGCACAGAGUGAGGGUGCUGCACAGAGUGAGGGUGCUGCACAGAGUGAGGGUGCUGCACAGAGUGAGGGCGCUGCACAGAGUGAGGGUGCUGCACAGAGUGAGGGUGCUGCAUCGAGUGAGGGUGCUGAACAUAGUGAGGGUGCUGCACAGAGUGAGGGUGCUGCACAGAGUGAGGGUUACGUACCAUAA
Closterium sp. Naga37s-1 is the source of this 612-nucleotide messenger RNA. Lineage: Eukaryota; Viridiplantae; Streptophyta; Zygnematophyceae; Desmidiales; Closteriaceae. The record is from the annotation of a GenBank genome assembly.